ACAGGAGAUGACCAGAGACUGCGGACAUACUACAGGAGAAGACCAGAGACUGCGGACAUAGUACAGGAGAUGACCAGGGACCGCGGACAUAGUACAGGAGAUGACCAGAGACUGCGGACAAAGUACAGGAAAUGACCAGAGACUGCAGACACAGUACAGGAGAUGACCAGAGACUGUGGACACAGUACAGGAGAUGACCAGAGACUGCGGACACAGUACAGGAGAUGACCAGAGACUGCGGACAAAGUACAGGCGAUGACCAGAGACUGUAGACACAGUACAGGAGAUGACCAGAGACUGCGGACACAGUACAGG
Messenger RNA from Staurois parvus, 315 nucleotides. Lineage: Eukaryota; Metazoa; Chordata; Amphibia; Anura; Ranidae. The record is from the annotation of a GenBank genome assembly.